This is a messenger RNA of Zasmidium cellare ATCC 36951, 999 nucleotides long. RefSeq lists its product as uncharacterized. The transcript has a single exon. Gene Ontology annotation, cellular component: cytosol. The record is from RefSeq and is a predicted model, not a curated record. Bases 1 to 999 code for a protein of 332 amino acids. Lineage: Eukaryota; Fungi; Ascomycota; Dothideomycetes; Mycosphaerellales; Mycosphaerellaceae. Gene Ontology annotation, molecular function: NAD binding; hydroxypyruvate reductase [NAD(P)H] activity; glyoxylate reductase (NADPH) activity.
AUGAAAGUCGUCAUCACCCAUUGGGUCCAUGAAGAAGUCACAACAUUUCUGGGAUCGUUCGCGCAGGUCAAGGCACCCACAACGCCUGGCCAAGUAUGGCCUCAAGACAGAGUCCUCCUGGAAGCAGCGGAUGCAGACGCAGUAAUUACAUGCAUGGCCGACAGCGUCAACGAAGCAUUUCUAAAAGCCUGUCCAAAUCUCAAGAUCAUUGCUGCCACUUUGAAAGGAUACGACAACUACGACGUUGAAGCCUGCAAGCAACACAAUGUUCAGUUAACUAUCGUCCCGGACAUCAUAAUUCCCCCGACGGCAGAGCUCGCGGUAUCUCUAGCGCUGGGUAUCAUUCGGAAUGUUCGACAAGGUGACGAGACAGUUCGAUCCGGUAACUUCACUGCAUGGAGGCCACUGCAUUAUGGGAUGAGUCUAUCUGGUGCCGUGGUCGGCUUCGUCGGAAUGGGUAAUCUCGGACAGGCUAUAGCCCGCCUUCUGAGCCCGUUUGGCGUGUCUGAAAUGGCUUACUACGAUCAAAGUGAGCGGCAUACACCUGAGGGCUGGUCAGGUCCUGCCUGGAAACGGGCAGGCUUGCAGACUCUUCUAAGCAGCUGCGAUCUGAUCAUCGUUUCGUUGCCUCUGCUCCCUUCCACUCAACAUCUACUGGACAGCAAGGCUUUGGAAAGUCUUCGUCCGGGGGCAUACAUAGUCAACAUUGGCCGAGGGUCAGUCGUUGAUGAGAAUGGAAUACUGGACGCGCUCAACUCAGGAAGGCUUUCAGGUUAUGCUGCGGAUGUGUUUGAGUUCGAAGACUGGGCGCUUGCUUCGCGGCCAAAAGACAUUCCUCAAGCUUUACGACAACACCCGCGAACUCUAUUCACGCCACACCUUGGAUCAGCAGUCGAUAACGUCAGAAAAGAGAUGUCAAUGAAGGCGGCUGAGCAGGUUCGGUCGUUGUUGGCGGCUGAGGUGCCUGAGUUCGCGGUUAAUCAGGUGAAGCAGGUCUAA